Liolophura sinensis is the source of this 4279-nucleotide messenger RNA. RefSeq lists its product as uncharacterized. Gene Ontology annotation, molecular function: calcium ion binding; monoatomic ion channel activity. The coding region runs from base 453 to 3056 and encodes 867 amino acids. The transcript has 19 exons. Gene Ontology annotation, cellular component: membrane. NCBI's taxonomy places the organism in Eukaryota, Metazoa, Mollusca, Polyplacophora, Chitonida, Chitonidae. Gene Ontology annotation, biological process: monoatomic ion transport; transmembrane transport. The record is from RefSeq and is a predicted model, not a curated record.
GGGGCGGCAAAGAUUGUCAAGGGAAACUCCCACUGACGUGCCUUCAUUCCUUGCAGUGUACAUUGCUGUUUAGAGAAUCGAAAGCUUUCUCUUUAUCGGUCACAGAAGGAUCACGCAUAGACCUUAUUUGUUGUUUCCUUUUUGUAAAUAGCACAGUUAUGUUAGCAGCAUGUUUUAAAUCGCCAUAAACUGUGGGCGUAGCCUGGGGGCUAGCAGACCACAUAUUCAUGUGGCGAUGUGCGGUUAGACCAUGUACGAAAGAAAAAACGAUGAUUUGACAUUGAAAUUUGCUGUUUUUGAAGGGGUAGAAAGGGAUGCUCUCACGUUGAAGCGAAUGGUUUGCCAUCUUUAAUGCACAGGUUAAGUAACUCCGUUUCUCCAAGGAAACUCUAACGCCGUAACGGCGCAGUGUUUAGUUUGGCUCAGUUUGUGACUUUUCUUGUAACAUUGAUAUGUCUGUGAUCGAACCCACGAUGAACUCCAAAGAAACAGACUUCGCUUCCCGUUUCGACAACAAACCUCUAAAUUCAGCAAGUAUAGUAGAAAUUAACGAGCGUGAAGGCCCUUAUGCGAAAUCUGAAGAUACAAAUGUUGAUUCGAAAGACCCAGUGCAAGCUCAGUCAAAUGACAGCCAUGGAUACAAGAGAGUACCAAGUGAACAGGCUGCAGAAGCUGAAGAUGCUCACAGUGGAAAUAAAAAUAGGCCAAAUGUUUCAGUUCGUUCAGAACCUGGCAAUGACCGUGUGCCGGUGACACCAUUGUCAAAGGAGGAGUUGCUGAUUGCUGCCACUGUUGUGCUCGAUGCAAAGAAAGGAAGAAACAUGUAUUUCAAACCUGAAGGGAAAUAUGUUAGAGCAUACUUAUUGUACCAGAAGUGGUAUCUGGUCUAUGCACUUUACUUUGUAAUUGCUGUGAAUCUGUGCUUGGCCUUAUUUGAGAAACCAGCAUUACCUGGUUGGGAAGCUCCAUAUUGGGCUACCAUGAUCAUUGAAGUAGCAUGCCUUGGAUUCUUCAUAUUCCGAACAGCACAUGCAUUUUACUUUGAUUCAAAAAGUAAAUUUUGGAGAGAUGCCAAGAACCUCAUGGUUAUUGGUGGCAUAGUGCUGACCUUGAUUGACAUAAUAUGUUACAUUGCCUGGUUUAAUGUGGGACCGGCAGAUACAGCUGUUCGUUUUUCCAGACCAAUACGUCCUCUAUUCAUCAUUAACUUUCCAGAUGGUCGUCAGAUAAGGAGAGCAUUUCGAAACAUCCGGCGAACCAUACCAGAAAUUGCCAAUGUGCUUCUUUUGUUUUUCCUAAGUCUGCUUCUCUUCUCUUUAUUAGCUCUUAAGCUUUUCGUUGAAAAGACCAAUCUUCAGUAUCCUAAUGGGAGGCCUUACUUCAAGAAUUACCUUGACAGUAUGUGGGAUAUGUACAUUCUGGUCACGACAGCCAAUAACCCAGAUGUGAUGAUGCCAGCCUAUGACUUGAACAACUGGUAUGCCAUCUUCUUCAUUGUCUACGUGAUUAUAUGUUUGUACAUAUUCAUGAGUAUUGUCCUGGCUGUCAUUUACAAUAACUACAAGAAAAACUUGAAGAACGAAGUGAAGAUUUCUGUGUACAACAAGCGUCGUAAAUUGGCUCAGGCAUUCCACAUCCUGAAGAUUUGGCAGAAUGGCCGUUAUGUUGUGCCACAGGACAGGUGGUUAGAGUUGAUGAAGCUGGUUGUCCCUGGGAAGAGCGAUACCUGUAUCGACCUGUUACUCAAGGUUUUGGACACCAAUGGAGAUUUGACCAUAGAAAAGAACGAGUUUCUGACCUUGGCUGACCUCCUGCAGCUGCCCGUGACAGAGGUGAAGGACAGGAUGACAAUCAUUGAGAAGCACUUCCCAGGGGUUUUUAACCAUCGAGCCAGUCAAAUUCUGCACAUGAUUGUGAGACACAGAUGCUUUCGCUACUUCUUUGAUUUCAUGAUUUUCGUGAACGCUUUUUGCAUUGGAUUCAGCCUGGAUGAAGCGGAUUGGUUUUUUCUGAUCAUAUUUACCACUGAGAUUAUACUAAAACUCUAUACAUUUGGAGCGAAGGAGUUUUUCUCCAGGUUCUGGAAUAUAUUUGAUUUUUUUGUGAUUGGUACUGCAUUGAUUGCCUCCAUUGUAGAGGCCAUAAUUGGUAAUGACAAUGAAGAAUUCAGUACCCUUGAUCCACUGUUGGUGCUGAGAGUAAUGAGACUGAUCAAGAUAUUUGGGAGCAUUCAGAGAUUUAAAGUGAUUAUUUUGACAAUUGUCAACAUUGGACCAUCAAUUCUCUCCUUUGGAGGUGUAAUUUUUAUCAUCUACUACAUGUUUGCAGUUGUUGGCAUGGAGAUUUACCAAGGGAAGAUUGAGUAUUUUGAAAACAGUUACAAUACGUCUUAUCUACCCGAUUCCAAGAAAUUUUGUGGAGCAGAAUCUCUUAAGGACAGUGAUUUCUUCAGAUUCCGCUACUGUAGUAACAACUUCAAUAACAUUCUGAAGGCGUUUGUGGUCCUCUUUGAGCUGACAGUAGUCAACCAGUGGCAUGUGUUAUCUUCGGGGUUUGUGAUAGUGACUCAUAAAGCUGCCAGGCUCUACUUCUUCCUCUUCCAUUUGUGCACUGUUGUCAUUGUUCUCAAUAUAUUUGUGGCCUUUAUUCUGGAGGCGUUCAUCUUGGAGUACUCUUUGUCAAGAGCCGGGCAUCUGGAGUCAGUUGUGGAAUCCAAGAUUAAGGAAAUGGGACUUGGAAUUGGAGCUAAACCAAAAGGUCCGUUUGCUCCGAAGCCUGAUAGGAUGGAUUUAGUAGAUAAUGAAGAAAACACUGACCAAACUGACCACGCUGAUCACGCAGAAGACUCAGACAAUGACAGUCUGCCUGAUAUCUCCAAGGAAAAAGGAUUCCGCUUCCAUUUGAAAAAGAAAAGUCGCAAGAAGGUUGAGGUUUUACUACAGCACAUGUUUGAGGGUGAGAUUGAUCCAGAGGAUGAAGGCGAUGAAGACACUCUGGAAUAUCUGCUGAAACAGGAGUACAGACCUCGCAGACUGACCCUCGAUGUCGUCUCUUAAGUCUGUCAGUCCAGUACCAAAGACUCCAGAGAAUUGGGCAUUAGAAACAUACAGCCCUACUGUGGGGAAUGCAGUUAUUCAUUGUGAUAUAAUAUUAUAUGGGAUGGUAUGCAUUUCCUAAACAAUGGCUGAAUGGCCAGCUGGUUUAGGGGAAUAUUCUUUUAUGGCCAACAGAGUUGGUGAGUUUUCUAACAAUGCUGUGUUGAAUUUUUGUUUAGAAAGCUUUUCUAAAAUUCAUUUAGCCGAGAUUUUAAUCUGUGUGGCUGUAUGCCAGUAUUAUUCAAAUGUUUUAAUCUGUUCACAUAUUUUAGGUGCUUGUGGAGGCUAGAGAGCAUAUUGUUAGAAGUCGGUUGACUGCAAGAUAUUCAAAAUUACCAGUACACAAUUAAAAUAUUACAAUAUUUCACAGGGCACGCUUUGUACAUCUUAGGGUUAGGGGCAUGUGACUACCUGUUUGACAUGUUAUGAGAUUAUAACACAUGAAGGAGUGAGAACUUUUUCCCUAAUAUAUACUUCUGAAGAAUUCCACUCUCAUGAACAAAAUCUUACAUUGAUAUUCCUUUUAUUUUACAGUUUAUUAUGUUACUUUUAAGAUCAUCACUAUUUGAACCUGAUGUGAAGAAUUCUGUGUUUUAUAAAUUUCUUAACCUAUCCAAUCAUACAGGUAAGAAUAUAUUCUUGUUCUCUUGUAUCUAUAGUCGUCGUCAUAUGACUGAAAAAUUGUUGAGAACGACGUUAAACCCCAAGCACUCACUCACUCUUGUAUCUAUAGUAUUAAUAUAUAAUCAAAAGAGUGACUUUCCAACUCUUUGUUGCAUCAGAGUUAUUCAGAUAUAUAUUUUGCAACUUGUUGUACUAGCCAAAUGCUAACGUUUAUUUGUUUUCCUAGAAUCCUUUAUUAAGAAAGUUAUUAAGAGCUAUGUCCUGUUUUGUUGUACAAAUCUAUAUUGCAUGGACUAGUUAUUGGCCACCACUGCAGACUGGUUGUAGGGUGUAAAACCUAUCAGCUCACACAAUGGUAUAUACUAGUUGUCAAAAUGUAGAACAGAUUCAUGGAUGGAAACACUAAUAAUUAACUUGGUGUCAUGUUGAGAUGUUGCAUUGGUAAUGUGGUACAGUGAGUCUAGUGUAUUACAGUGGGGCUAAAUAAACAUUGUUCCAUGAUGAAAAUGUCAGAAAAAAAGGUUGUCGAGUUAUAUUGCUUACAGAAGAAAUAAAUAAUU